Callorhinus ursinus (northern fur seal) is the source of this 1356-nucleotide messenger RNA. RefSeq names its product CXXC-type zinc finger protein 1-like. NCBI's taxonomy places the organism in Eukaryota, Metazoa, Chordata, Mammalia, Carnivora, Otariidae. The record is from RefSeq and is a predicted model, not a curated record. Gene Ontology annotation, biological process: positive regulation of DNA-templated transcription. Gene Ontology annotation, cellular component: Set1C/COMPASS complex.
AUGUAUGGGAAGUGGGGAGAAGCAUAUGAGGCUGAGAGAGUCUGGGAAGAGGACAGGGCCUUGCAAGCGGGCAGGGCUAGGUAUGCCUUGGUGCAGUACCUUGCCAUAGUGACACUGGCCACUGCCCAUUCGGUCACAGCUGCCUGCUGUGGACUGCAGAAGUCCAGGCUGUCCCAGAUGCUGGCAGUGCCAUUGGCAGCAAAGGAGGCCUCUCUGACAACAGCUACACCCCAGCUGUUGUCUGAAAAGGACCUGCCUCAGGGCCAAAACCUGUGCCGGGGCUUUUGCAUAGGGGACUUUUGACAAAGCCUGAUGAGGCCCUGGAUGAGUGAAACUGAGGAGUUCCUGGAUCGUGCGCUGCAGAAACCAGCAGUGAAUGUGAAGAAAAUGGAGAAUUUGAAGAUAAAGGUGGAGUGGAAGAAAGAGAAGAAGCAGAAGCAAAAGCUCACGGAAAAGUGGAAACACAGAGACAAGACAGAUGCCAAGGGUCUAGCCUUGCUGCGGCAGUGCCUGGGACCUGGCUGUGUGUAUCCCACCCGGCCAGGCUCCAAGUACUGCUCAGACGACUGUGGCAUGAAACUGGCAGCUGACCGCAUCUAUGCGAUUCUGCCCCAGCGCAUCCAGCAGUGGCAGAAGAGCCCCUGCAUUGCUGAGGAGCAUGGCAAAAAAAUGCUUGAGCGCAUCCACCGUGAGCAGCAGGACACUCACACCCGCCUGAAGGACAUGGAGUGCCAUUUCCAUGAACUUGAGGCCAUAAUUCUGCGUGGCAAGCAGCAGGCUGUGUGCAAGGUUGAAGAGACCAACAAAAGUAGCAGUAACAACGUAAACCUGCAGAUCUUCUGUGUCUCCUGUGGGCAGUCAGUCAGCAUGCAUACUGCCCUGCGCCACAUGGAAAGCUGUUUUGCCAAGUAUGAGUGCAGGUCGUCCUUCGGGUCCCUGUACCCCACUUGCAUUGAAGGGGCCACAAGGCUCUUCUGUGAUGUUUACAACCCAAAGAGUAAGAGGUACUGUAAACGGCUCCAGGUGCUGUGCCCUGAGCACUCAAGAGAUACCAAGAUACCAGACGAUGAGGUGUGCGGUUGCCCACUAGUGCACAAUGUCUUUGAGGUCACUGGUAACUUCUGUUGUCUCCCCAAACGCCUAUGCAACCUCCACUACUGCUGGGAGAAGCUGAGGCGUGCCGAGGUGGACCUAGAGCGCAUUCGUGCGUUGCACAAGCUGGAAGAGCUAGUUGAGCAGGAGCACAAGGUGCGCACGGCCAUGAUGAACCGGGCAGGGCUGCUGGCCCUGAUGCUUCACCAGACGAUCCAGCAUGACCCGCUCACCGCUGACCUGCGCUCCAAAGUCAACAGCUGA